Messenger RNA from Ixodes scapularis (black-legged tick), 5271 nucleotides. RefSeq names its product alpha-1,3-mannosyl-glycoprotein 4-beta-N-acetylglucosaminyltransferase B (gene Mgat4a). Gene Ontology annotation, molecular function: acetylglucosaminyltransferase activity. Gene Ontology annotation, biological process: protein N-linked glycosylation. The record is from RefSeq and is a predicted model, not a curated record. NCBI's taxonomy places the organism in Eukaryota, Metazoa, Arthropoda, Arachnida, Ixodida, Ixodidae. Bases 376 to 1965 code for a protein of 529 amino acids. The transcript has 12 exons. Gene Ontology annotation, cellular component: Golgi stack; endoplasmic reticulum; endoplasmic reticulum-Golgi intermediate compartment.
GCAUUUUCCGCCGUCAACUCGGAGCUUUCCGAGCCCCAGGUAUGCUGCUGCAGCUGCCUGAUCCGCCGACUCGUGUUCAAGCCGCACACUUCGCUAACCCGCCGUCAUGUCAAAAGCGGCCGGUCUGUUCCGUCCCCGCCGCAGUCUGCCGAUGCCUUCGCCGAGCCUGUGAUACCCCCAAACGUGUGCGAGUGCGCGGCGGUGCCGCAAAAGUUCUCAACUCGGCCCGACGAAGAAACUUCGCUGCCGCCCCCCUCAGCUAAAACAUCCUGGUCGUCGGCUUGUCGGAGAGUAGCCUGUCUCCAUCGUCACUCCUCCAAACUGUGAUACAAACAAAGACUUUCCCAAGUCUCGCCACUUCCAAGUUCUUCCGACAUGAUCCUGAGGAGACCGGUGUCCUUCUACUUCGUGCUCAUCCUCGUCACGGCACCUUUCUUCACGCUGUUCUUCAUGAUGCAAAAACCGGACAUGUCGCAAGAGAUGGUCCUUGUCCAACGGCUCGCUGAACUCCAGGAGCGUCUGAAGCACGCCGAGAUGCUGAACCACCAGCGCUGGGAGGACGUACUCAGUCUCCAGCGGGACCUGGGCAACCGCAACGGCACCGGGGAAGGGACCCUGCUGGACCUUCAGCUGCCCGCCAUCUACAACUUCUUGCCGCACCUGGCCAAUGGACCGGACGCCAUCAGGCCCGCCCUGAAGGUGUCCAAGGGCCGUACCGGAGCGACAAUGGUAUUAGGCAUCCCCACCGUGAAGCGGGAGGUGCAGAGCUACCUGAUGGGAACGCUGCACAACCUCAUCGCCAACAUGAACCCCAACGAGAGGGAGACGUCGCUGAUUGUCGUCCUCAUCGCUGAGACUGACUUGGAGUUUGUUAACAAGCAAGCAGCUGAGAUACAAGAAGAACUUCAUGAGCACACGGAAAGUGGUCUGCUCGAGAUUGUGGCGCCACCUGCGUCCUACUAUCCAGACAUGGAUCGUCUAAGGGAGACCCUGGGCGAUCCCUUGCAGCGUGUGAAAUGGAGGGCAAAGCAGACUUUGGACUUUGCAUAUCUUAUGAUGUAUGCUCAGAGCAGGGGAACAUUUUAUGUGCAGCUUGAGGAUGACAUCCUGAGCAAACCGGGCUACAUCAGCAAGAUGCGUGAGAGCGCCUACAAGCAAGUCAGCCUGAAGAGGCACUGGCUGAUCCUCGACUUUUGCCAGCUUGGAUUCAUAGGCAAGAUGUUCAAGUGUGUGGACCUGUCCAAGUUCGUGGCCUUCUUUCUCAUCUUCUACAACGACAAGCCGGUCGAUUGGUUGCUUGACAACAUGAUGAUCACCACGGUGUGCCGCAGUGAUAAAGAUCAGAAAGACUGUAGGAAGAGGAUAGAGAAUGUCUGGAUCCACUACAAGCCGUCUUUGUUCCAGCAUGUGGGCAUGCAUUCCUCUCUGAAGGGCAAAGUGCAGAAGUUGAAGGACCACCAGUUUGGGAAACUGGCGAUGUUUGUGGCCCACCAGAACCCAGAAGCUCGCGUGAGCACCACACUCAAGUCGUACAGGACAUUUACCAUCACGAGGGCCUACAAGGGAAUCUCUUACUUCUGGAGUUUGGGGCCUCAAAAGGGAGACAACAUCACGUUCCAGUUCACGCCUCCGGUGCAGAUCGAGAGUUUCCUGUUCCGCAGUGGAAACCCCGAGCACCCGAAGGACAGGUUCUUCAACACGACGGUGGAGGUGCGGCUGGACUACGAGCCCCUCCUCCUGUCCGCGUUUCCGAGGACGGCCGAUGGCUUUUACGUCGUCGGCAGCUUCAAGGAGUCCAACGGUGUCGCGGAGCGCGUGUUGCCAGCGGACCUGGGCGCCGUGAGCGUCCUCCGGCUGAAUGUCCAGUCCGACUCGGAUCACUGGGCCAUCCUCAGCGAGAUCUGGAUAAAAGUCUUCAAAAAUGGCCAGAACGACACAAACCUAUCCCUGAAGCCCGUGCGGUGAUGUCACACGGUUCUGGGAUGAAAGCGGGACUUCAAUCUUAAUUUUUAUUCUCCUGUGAAGUGCCCUAGGGACCGUGCAAUAAUUUACUCAUUGUGAGGCAUGGUGACAGUGAGCAGAGUCACCAGCAGCAUAGGUGCCUUCCCUGCUUGUCACCACAGAGAGACGAUAGCUUGACUGCAAUCGACACUUCAGGCCCCGAGUGAUUCAUGUGGGUACUGCGGCAGAACGCACUGCGCAGUGUCAUCCGAACCACUAGUGACUUUACGGUGACUAAGCUCGACGACUAGGAAGAGUGAACAGCCUCGAAUUCAGAAAUCACACCGGCACUGUGUAUUCUUUCCAGCAUAUCUGCGCCGCUAAACAGUCGUGGUGCCUGGUGUGGAUCGUCUUUCGUGAAGUGACGUGUGACUCCAUCGAAUAUUGGUCGCUUGUUUGAACGACCUGACUCGUUUAUGCGUCUUUUCUAUUGCUUUUUGUUUUCUGGUCAACCGCUUAGCUUAAUAUAAUGGUUGCUAAGAAAUAGUAUACCACAGCCACAAAAGCUCUUUACUGGCUGUAUAAAAUUGCAGAUCGUUAUCGAGGCUGGAAGGCACAUUUUCGAAGGAGACCAAUCUGUCUAAAAAUGCCUUUAGUGAAUGCUUGGUUCACCGUGAACAUAGCUAGAGCACAGCUCGAAAUAAUGUAGCUUUUGGUUUUAACUUUAGGCUUCCUGAUGGCAGGACAGGAAACAAUGCAUCUCAUAUAGCCAGGGCACCAUUCAUCACCAUCCAUCGCUGUAGCUACCAGAAAUCAAAUGUUUUCUGCUGGACGUAUUGUUUACUUCCAGUAGCUCAUAGCAGCAGGAUAGGCCUUUAAUUGAACGGUUGGUCUGAGAUACUGGCAGCGUAUUGCCUUUGUCCGUUUGUGCCUAGUCACAAAUGACUGGCAGCGUAACGUUUGCUAGGAAAAGGGGAUCGAGUCUAUGCGAUGGACGAAUGCAGUAUGGUUUCUGUUUUGGUGCGAAAGGUGUGGGUGCAGUCAGAGCACCGGAGGGCUUCUAUGCAAUGCAUAUCUUGGACUGUGGCAGCAUGCAGUUGAUACAGCUGCACGUUGUGUAGGCGAUGAGGCAUGUUACUUAAGUUUUUAUGCAUGAAAGUGAAGUGUCCAGUUUGUUUCAGGCAUUCCAGCAUGUGGUUCUGAUUGCCAAGUGUGUGAAAGAUAACUCUGUUUUUUUAGAGUAAUCUUUAAUGCUGCUUUUUUUACCUCCCAGAAUGUCAGGCGUCAGUUGCUCGCGGCUAAAAUUUGCAGUUUUAAUAUUUAGAGCUCAAGGGUCGGCGUACACUUCAUCCUUUUCGCUUUUUUCUUUCCUUCUUUCAGAAAUCCUUACUUUGCUUUUCCUUUCUGCGUAUAUGUUCUGCCUCGCAGAAGGUAGAGUUUGUGCCUCGGCCUAAUAACCAAUCGGGUAAUGUUUGGCCGUAAUUGGAAUGUCCAGUUUCAUAGUGUGCCUAGUCAAAUUUACUAUUCAGAAUGAAACACUAUAUUGCACCUAGACUUCUACAGUAUGAAAUAGAUAUAUGAAAACUUUGUACAGUUAGGAAUUUCUCUUGCAGCUUUUAGCAUGUUUUGACGGCACGGCAUCGGACAGUAUGCAGGUUUUAAGUUUUAUUUUUAAAAUGUAAAAGUGUUCAACGUUUUAAGGCUAAUGCUGUGUUUUCUUACUGGAAAUUGGCUAUCGUCAAUGUAUACCACACUGGCUGUCCUAUGUUGAGGUGCUGACUAUACUGGAGAUAACAUUAUUUUACAGAACAGAGUAUGCUCGCGCCUUGUUUACCAACUCUGGUUCGCUUUAGGUGCUAGCAGAGUUAAAGUUGCAAGCACUAGCAUUUUGCCAAGAACAAUGCUUGCAUUGUAUGAGCGCACAUGCUAGAUGCUUGGCAGGGGCACUGAAAGCCUGUUGUAGGUUCUGCUGUGUUCACACUAAAAGGGAAACAGGGUGGGGUAUAUACAAGUUAUUCAAAGGUGGCCGUCUCAGAAUUGUUUUGGCUGGCAUCACUGCUAGUUAAUCUCUGGAACACUGGCACUGCCCGUGUGUUUAUUAGUGUGAAUACCUUAUCUGAAGCCUUGAAAACUGGCAGUUCAAGGACGUGCGUCUGUGCUGGGCUUUGAAAUGCCGGAGAUAUUUUGGAAGAUCUGAUGCCUUCGUUCUUUGUAAGCGUUCCACUUCCUCCUUUCUUUCUAGGGCGUUUGCAAUUACAGAUGAGAACACGUCGCAACACGUUUCUAGAUGAAGCGUCGUGUCUAACUCGCACGGAUUGGUGUGCACGUUCGCAGGUCUAGAACGUUAGCUACAUAAUGAGCCAUUUCAAAGUGCCUUCGACCAAACUAGCACUCUUUAAGGUUGCACUAAGCUGGAGCCUUGUUCCUUCGGUACAAAAUGCAGUGAUGCGCACAUUGCUGUUUUAUCCUUUCACAUUACACCUGUGCUUCGAGGCUCGCCUAGUUUCUAUGGAUUUGAUCAUUCACACCAUACACUAGAGUGCAACUCAAAAAAUUUAUCUUUUUACAGUUAGUGGCUUAGAAAGUCUAAAAUUUUCACACUUAUAUUUAAAGCAUGAGCAUAAAAAGUUAUCAGAUAUUGCAGUAAUUUCCAUUACAAGUUAUGGUUACUUCCCAUUUCGGUACUUGGCAAUACGUACAAUUAUCUCCCUGCUGAGGCAUCAGAACUCUUGUGUAGUUAUAUGCAUUUGCUCUAUGUUGAUGCUUGGUUAGGUGUUGCAUGCACUGCUUUCUGAUUCAGUUUAUGUUAGCUUAGCCGAAUGUUUGAUUUGGAAAAGCUCUAUUGAAGGUUCAGCAAGAUCAAGUGUUUCAAAAUCCCGUGUUAGGUUUCUCAAUGUGUUAGUGCUGAGUUCAGUCGCCGAACGUGACUGGUUCUAUUGGGCAUGCAUUAGGAAGCUGUGGUCAGAAUUAUAUUUAUUACAAGGCUGCUGUUGUGUUUCAGUAUCAAAGGAUAAGGAUAAGCUUUCCUUAUGCUUAAAGACUCCCUGACAUAAUUUGCAAAAAUGUCUUUGAACAAUGUUUUUCGUAGGGAGCAAGUCUGGUGGUUUGUGCAGUGUGUGAGGUGCUGCUUAAAAGUGUUUGUGUGAGAUGAAAUCUUCAAAAAGGACUACCAAAGAAAUGUUUGUUUAUUGUAACGAGGGCCGGUACUUAAUAGUGCAGAAAAGAUACAUUUUAACUAGAUUUCUUUAUGCAAAUGAGUAUUGCGGUUUCCAUGACAGCGCUGCUAUAGCUGAAGUACAGUUUGGUUAUUAAAUGCAAAAAUUUAUUGAA